AUGGCCGCAGCGCGGGACUGUGGGAAGCGGCUGGACGGGCUCCGGACGAGUGAGCCGAGCAUGCAUCUGAAAGUAUUGAUCCUUGGGAUGUCCAUUGUGGUGACAGCAGGGCUUCCAGUUCUUCAGAACACUGACUCUACCAGGGCUGAGUCAUUAUGGGAUUAUUCCAGUCAGAAAGCCAAUCAGGCAGCUGAUAAAACGGAGCUAACCAAGGAAGUUGACAGAACAUGGAAGAGCAGCUUGGAGGGCAGUGACCUCUACGGUGACCCGUACGGAGGCGACCUCUCGCAGGCGCAGGGUUGGCUAGCGGGGGACCUGCAACGCAAGCUGGCCCUGGAGUCUCAGCGGCUGCGCGCCCGUCUGAUGCAGGAGCUGAGCGAGCUCCGGGAGAGGCUGGCCGCAGUGUUCGCCUCCCCUCCCGCGCCCUCUCUGACCCCGCAGCAGAGCGCGCCCGACGCCCGCGAACACCUCGCACCCCGGCUCCGGCACGCGCUGGACAGCGACGCCCGCGAGCUUUGCUCCCGGCUGACCGGAUAUUCCCCCGACGCCCCAGAGCCAGGCGCGCGCUACGAGGACGCGGCGCGGGGGAUGGGCCUGGCGCUCGGCGACAGCGAGCGACGGCUGAGCGCCCGUCUGGCGGAGUUCCUGUCGGAGGCGGGGAGCGUGACGGGAGGACAGGGGGGCUCGCCCGCGGGGCUGAGGGGGGACGUCGAGGCGUUCGGCGCGGGGGUGCGGAACAGGACGCAGGCGCUGCGGGAGGCGCUGGCCGGCACGCGGUCUUUCGGGGAAGGCCUCUCCAGGCACGUGGAGCAGUUCUGCCGCUCGGAGGAGGAGGAGAACAGGCUGUUUGUUGACAACGUGGAGCGGCGGCUGGAGGCGUUGGGACAGGGGCGGAGUGAGGGCCCAGGGGAGGUGCCGUCUGUUUCUCCCAGCAGCACGGGCUCACUGGGGGAGGACUUCUCCCCAAAACUUAGUGCCCUGCUCCAGGACAUUCUCCAGACCCUCAACUGACUGCCCUGCCAGGCCAGACCUAGGACUGACCCACAAUGACCCACAACAGACUUGUGUUUCAUCCAAAACGCUAAUUUUUGGGUAAUUGUAGGGCUUGAACUUUAUCGCCUGUUCUAUACCAGAUACUACUCUCACAGAAAAUAUGACUCAGGAAAACAAGCCUGUGGCCUAUGAGGCUCUUCAAUCUGUCAUCAUCCAUCCUCUUUUCAGCCAUUUUAUGGUUACAAGAAAGCACUCUUGGUUUAAUCUUAUCUUAACCUGGUUUGAACUCUGAAAUAUGUGCAUCUAAUGCAUUUGCGUUGACCACCAUUAAAACCAUCCUGUUAAAAACCAUUUAUUGAAAAUGUGAGAGUAAUCACUGUAUAUUAUAUUUGGUUUAGCGAUAAUAUAAUGCCAAAAUACUUGUAUAUAUGUGUUCAAAAUAUGAAAAUGUGUUGACGUGCUGUAUUGUACAUACAUACAGGUAUA
Molecule: messenger RNA, 1479 nt
Organism: Conger conger (European conger)
Lineage: Eukaryota; Metazoa; Chordata; Actinopteri; Anguilliformes; Congridae
Exons: 4
Coding region: 1-1011 (336 amino acids)
Source: RefSeq, a predicted model, not a curated record